This is a messenger RNA of Syngnathoides biaculeatus (alligator pipefish), 1271 nucleotides long. It is a transcript of the gene dmbx1a, whose product is annotated as diencephalon/mesencephalon homeobox 1a. The transcript is spliced from 5 exons. The coding region runs from base 99 to 1271 and encodes 390 amino acids. NCBI's taxonomy places the organism in Eukaryota, Metazoa, Chordata, Actinopteri, Syngnathiformes, Syngnathidae. The record is from RefSeq and is a predicted model, not a curated record. Gene Ontology annotation, biological process: regulation of transcription by RNA polymerase II. Gene Ontology annotation, molecular function: DNA-binding transcription factor activity, RNA polymerase II-specific; RNA polymerase II transcription regulatory region sequence-specific DNA binding.
CUUGGAAACGAGACACGCAACAAGACUGCAGCACUUUUAACGGCGCAAGAGGGGAAAAGACAAAACUUCCAGCCUGACAACUGACCGACACCAGAAGGAUGCAGCACUACGGAGUCAACGGCUACUCACUGCACGCCAUGAACUCCCUGAGCGCCAUGUACAACCUCCACCAGCAGGCGGCGCAACAGGCGCAGCACGCGCCAGACUACAGGCCCUCCGUGCACGCGCUCACGUUGGCGGAGAGACUAGCUGACAUCAUCUUGGAGGCUCGUUACGGCUCUCAGCACCGCAAGCAGCGCCGCAGCCGCACGGCCUUCACGGCGCAGCAGCUGGAGGCCCUGGAGAAGACCUUCCAGAAGACGCACUACCCGGACGUGGUGAUGCGGGAGCGGCUGGCCAUGUGCACCAAUCUGCCCGAGGCCCGCGUGCAGGUUUGGUUCAAGAACCGCAGGGCAAAGUUCCGCAAGAAGCAACGCAGCCUCCAGAAGGAGCAGCUGCAGAAACAGAAAGAAGCGAGCGGUGAAGGAGGAGCUGAGAAGGAGGCCACCCUUGCACCCUCCACCACCGUCCUUACUGAUACGCAGUUACCUCCGUCCACCUCCGCUUCUCUGGAGACGGAAGGCCCGGUGGUCUGUCCGGUCCCGCCGGACACGGAACUGAACGUGACAUCGGCCGAGCAGUCCGCCGGCGAGUCUGCCGCGGAGGACAACGCCACAGAUAAGGAGGAUGAAAGGAAAUGUCAGCGAGAGGACAUGCAGAGUGAGAGAGCGGUGACACCGGGAGACAUUUCUUCACCCUGCAGGAGACUCAGCCCGAAACAAGACUCGCCUCUGGUCUCCCCGUCCGUGACUCCUUCCUCGUCCGGCAGCGGCCUGGCCGGGGGCGGCGGGGUCGGUCCCCUCUCCCAGAACCACUCGUACUCUUCCUCCCCGCUGAGCCUGUUCCGGCUGCAGGAGCAGUUCCGCCAGCACAUGGCUGCCACUAACAACCUGGUACACUACCCCGCUUUUGACCUGGCUGCCCCGUCUUCGCUGCCCUACCUGGGGAUGAAUGUCAACAUGCCACCGGCGCCGCUUGGCACCCUUCCCUGCCAGUCUUACUACCAGUCGCUGUCCCAUCACGCCCAGCAGGUGUGGAACAGUCCUCUGCUGCAGGCGUCAGCCGCCGGCGGGUUGAGCAGCCACAACAGCAAGACCACCAGCAUCGAGAACCUGCGGCUUCGGGCCAAACAGCACGCCGCCUCGUUGGGGCUGGACACCUUGUCUAACUGA